Oncorhynchus masou masou (cherry salmon) is the source of this 6014-nucleotide messenger RNA. RefSeq names its product DNA helicase MCM9-like. Bases 83 to 3625 code for a protein of 1180 amino acids. Gene Ontology annotation, biological process: double-strand break repair via homologous recombination. Gene Ontology annotation, cellular component: MCM complex; nucleus. The transcript is spliced from 24 exons. Gene Ontology annotation, molecular function: single-stranded DNA binding; ATP binding; ATP hydrolysis activity. NCBI's taxonomy places the organism in Eukaryota, Metazoa, Chordata, Actinopteri, Salmoniformes, Salmonidae. The record is from RefSeq and is a predicted model, not a curated record.
AAGUGCUUCAUGUGUGCGUGGGACUUGUGUUGAUAUCGCUAGUUGUAGAGAAACUCAAACACUCAAUAAAAUAGGAUCCAGGAUGUUGAUAAGCCCAGAGCAGGUAGCUCUGAUAGGGCAGGUGUUUGAGGCGUAUGUGACAGAGCACCACAGGAGUGACAUUCUGCAGAUCCUUCAGGAGCCUGAUGAGGAUGCCCACUACCCGGUGGUUAUCAACGCCAUGACACUGUUUGAAGCCAACAUGGAGGUGGGCGACUACUUCAACGCCUACCCCAGCGAAGUCAUCAACAUCUUUGACAACACCCUUCACCGAGCUGCUAAGACAGUGUUAGAGAACUCUACACAGCAAAGGUGGCACAAGGUCAAACACCACCUGCAUGCCCGAAUCACAGGUCUUCCUGUGUGUCCUGAGCUCACCAGGGAGAACAUCCCCAAGUCUCGGGACGCUGGUCACUUCCUCUCCGUCACGGGCACGGUCAUCCGCACCAGUGUGGCCAAGGUUCUGGAGUACGAGAGGGACUACAUGUGCUCUAAGUGCCGUCACGUGUUCUCCCUACAAGCUGACUUUGAGCAGUACUAUAGUUUCGUUCCCCCUACCAGCUGCCCCAACCAGGACCUCUGUAACUCCAACAAGUUCACCUGCCUGUCAGCCAGCUCCACCCCGGCAGCAUGCAGGGACUACCAGGAAAUUAAGAUCCAGGAGCAGGCCCAGAGGUUGUCUGUGGGCAGUAUUCCUCGCUCCAUGGUGGUCAUUUUGGAGGAUGAUCUGGUAGACAGCUGUAAAUCAGGUGAUGAUGUUACAGUGUAUGGAGUAGUUCGUCAGCGAUGGAAGCCCCUGUACGAGGACGCACGCUGUGAAUUGGAUCUGGUGUUGAAAGCCAAUUUCAUUGAAGUGAACAAUGAGCAGAACAUGGCAGCUCUGGUCCUAGAGGACAUGCAGCAGGAGUUUGAGGAGUUCUGGGACAAUUACAAACAUGACCCUAUAACUGGCAGGAACCAGAUUCUCAUGAGCCUGUGCCCACAAGUGUUUGGAAUGUAUGUAGUUAAGUUAGCUGUUGCCAUGGUGUUAGCAGGUGGGGUGCAAAGAAUAGAUCCUUCUGGAACGAAAGUAAGAGGCGAGUCUCAUCUUCUGCUGGUGGGAGACCCAGGCACAGGGAAGUCUCAGUUUCUGAAGUACGCUGCUAAGAUCACUCCCCGGUCAGUCCUCACUGCUGGGAUCGGCUCCACUACCGCAGGGUUGACGGUGGCAGCAGUGAAGGACUCCGGGGAGUGGCAUCUAGAGGCAGGAGCACUGGUGCUGUCUGACGGAGGCCUGUGUUGUAUCGACGAGUUCAACAGCAUCAAAGAGCACGACCGCACCAGCAUCCACGAAGCCAUGGAGCAGCAAACCAUCAGUGUGGCCAAGGCAGGCAUGGUGUGUAAACUGAACACCAGGACCACCAUCUUGGCUGCCACCAACCCUAAGGGCCAGUACGACCCGAACGUGCCUGUGUCGGUCAACGUGGCCCUGGCCAGCCCCCUGCUCAGCCGCUUUGACCUGGUCCUGGUCCUACUGGACACCAAGAACCCUGAGUGGGACCGCAUCAUCUCCUCCUUCAUACUGCACAACAAAGGAGCUCCCUGCCAGUCGGAGGAUUCUUUGUGGAGCAUGGAGAAGAUGAAGGCCUACUUCUGCCUGAUCAAGGGGCUGCAGCCGCAUGUGUCUGAGGAGGCCAACUCCAUCCUGUCCCGCUACUACCAGCGGCAGAGGCAGAGCGACAGCAGGAACGCAGCCCGCACCACUAUCCGCAUGCUGGAGAGCCUCAGCCGCCUUGCUGAGGCACACGCCAGGUUGAUGUUUCGAGACACUGUCACUGUGGAGGAUGCUGUUGUUGUUGUCUCUGUCAUGGAGUGCUCUAUGCAGUGCGGUGUGUGUGUGCCUCAGGGGGGCGCUCUCCUGGGAGAUGUGAACGCUCUUCACACGUCAUUCCCUGACAACCCCAGUCAGCAGUACCAGACACAGUGUCAAAUUGUUCUGGAGGGCCUCCAGAUGCCUCACCUUCUCUACAAGGAGAUGGACAGGCUCUCAAGCUUACUCCUCGUGGCUGUUUGGAGUUAUUCCUCAGGGUUUGUCUUUUCAGUUGGAGCAUCUUUUAUGGUUCCAGCACCAGCUCUCCUGGAUGGGUCCCGGGGUGUGAGUCGCCAUGGCAGGGUACCUCCUCGGCUCCCGGUAACAGUAACCGAGGACGACGCCACAGCACGGCCUCCGACAGUGGUGACACGGGCAUCGGCACGUCCUGCUCCGACAGUGCGGAAGAAGCUGGGCGGAGCCUCCCUUCCAGUGAACACUCUGGUGAAGAUCAAAGAGGGCCUGCUGCGACAGAGAGAGCUGGAGAUUGACAGACAAAAGCAGCAGAUCCUACAGCUCCAUGCCCGGAUCAGGGACAAUGAGCUGAGAGCGCAACAGGUCCUCCAGAGCCAGAAGGGGCGCUGUGACGACCCCUAUCUACUUAACGCUAAGGAGUCUCCAUAUGACAGUCCUGUAGCACAGCCACACCCCCAGCUGCAGGUCCCAGAUAGGGUGAGUCCUCUGUGCUGUGACAACGGGGCGCUGGGCCAUAAGCUGGCCGCUGCAGAGCUGGAGGUCAUCCACCUCAACGAGUUCCUCAAACAGAACACCCAGAAAUACACAGAGGACAUCAAGAAGCUGGAGGAGAAGAUGAAGACGCGCGACCGCUACAUCAGCAGCCUGAAGAAGAAGUGUCUGAGGGAGAGUGAGCAGAACAAGGAAAAGCAGCAGAGGAUAGAGACCCUGGAGAAGUACCUAGCUGACCUGCCCUCCCUCGAUGAGGUCCAGACCCAAGCCCAGCAGCUGGAAGACGGUCAGGGGAAGGCCCAGGGUCUGCAGGACACAGUGGCUUGUCUGGAGAAGAGUCUGGAGGAGGGCUGCGCCGUGCUGCAGGCGAAGGAGGACCUGAUUGAGACCCAGUGCAAGCGGGAGAAGGAGCUGGUGGCUGCUGUACAGAGCCUGCAGGAGAAGGUGGAGCAGUGUCUUGAGGACGGGGUCCGGCUCCCCAUGCUGGACCUGAAGGAACUUGAGGUAGAGAACGCACGGUUACAGGAGCAGCAAGCCACCACCACCGAGCUGAUAGACAAUCAGAAGAACCAGAUUGAAAAACUCACCCUUGAGCUGACGGCUGUAGAGCGGAGGCUGCAGAAGGAGCGAUGUCUCUCCCAAGAGCUCCAGCAACAGCUGCAGGGCGAGGACCCGGCGCCACUCGCUGACACCCUCCAUCAGAACCAAAGGCAGGUGGAGGAUGGUGUGGUGAUCCAGCAGGGCUGCGGGGGCCAGGAGCCAGAGGCAGGGCCCCUGCUGAAGGAGAUGUCCUAUUGUCUGCUUGACCUCAAGGCCCUCUGUAGUAUCCUUACCCAGAGGGCCCAGGGCAAGGAACCCAACCUGGCACUGCUACUGGGCAUCAAAUCGAUGAGCAUGUCAGGGGAGGAGAAGGACAACUCUCUGGUGGAGGACAGCUUGCGGGCCAAGCUGCUGGAGGUUGGCCAGCUUAGGAAGGACAUUGAGGACCUGCGCACCGCCAUCUCUGACCGCUACGCACAGGACAUGGGCGAAAACUGUGUGACGCAAUGACACACCCGCCAUGAGGGGGCACUGAUGCCCAGCGACGGCGUGUCCACUCACCAAGGCUUCUGUGUCACAGCCAGCGAGGGUAGGAACAAAAGCCUGCUUGGAGGAAAACCAGGAAGAACAGUGUUAAAAAUGGAAUAAGAAACUAGGUACUGUCAAUGCUGUAUUUUAUAUACAGUUUUACAUGAUGGAGGUAUCUAGCUCCAGCUUUCUGAAUGUAGGAUCAAGCUGUGAAUCAAGUUUACAAGGAAGUCUUAAAAUAGGAUGUUUUGAUUUUUUCAAAUGUCAAUUGCACUUCCUGUAUAAUAGAAUGAAUUCCUGCAUGAUCAUGUACAUUGCUUCAUGCACAGAGACUUAUACCUGGAGGCCCUGCCCUCACAGAAGGGAGUAUAAGUGUUUGGCCCCUCCCACACAAUCUCACCGGCCAGUAGGAAACUGACUCACUGCUGCUCUGUCAAGUGCCUCUGUGUGUGACAGCUUCUCCACGAAUCUGCUGUCCUCUUCCUAAGUUGUCUCCGAUGGCAACCCAUAGUGCUCCUCUCACGUCGCCCCGUGUGUUAUCCAAAGACAAACCCCAUCGAACUCUCAGCAGCUGCCCAUAGUAGAGACUGCAGAGUGGCACUUCUUCCUUCAGCUCCACAACAUGCCACACAAACUGGCCAAACAAGAGGCUGCUUCUGUUCCUUUUCAGCAUUUCCGGUUCCUUGUUAUGGGUGUUUCUUCUGUGUGCAAGUCGUUCGCUAUUUGGGGUAUGAAUGGUUUUCAAUAGAAGAUUUCAGUGAUGUGGAUCACCCCAAACUGGUUAUUUGGAUAGAUAGUUAAUGAGAAAGCAUGGCAAUAACCCCUUUCAUAUUAUUUGCUGUUGUGUUCAACAUAAUAGCAUCAGGUAAUAUUCAGGUGUUUUUCUAACAAUUAAAUUCAGGAAUUGUUUUUACAAGUUCAGAUUGACUAGUAAGAUCAGGGCUUAAUACUGCCCCAUUAUUUUAAUAGGUGAGCAGAUUAGUCAAAAGAUAUUAUUGAAAAAAAAAAAAAAAAAUUAGGCUGCUUGUGUAAACACAGCCAUAGACACCAUUUGAUUGAGACUGAAACUAAUGCAAAACCACCACAGCAGCACUUCUACAGUACAGGCCCAUAUUACCUACUGGGACUUGACUGUCAAUAGGCAACAGUUACACAUUGAGUUGACUGAGGAACAUUCCUCCAACCUCAACCACAGAGGGGUCUCUAGAUUAAUGCAUCCAUGGAGUAAUCGUUGGUUCACAUUCUUCUGUUUUACUUUAAUUGCUGUUCCCACUAUGUCACAGGAACACUCUUGCUUCAUCUCAAACUAUUUGGAAUGUGAAUUUUAGCGAGCCGGUCAUGACAACCAACACAUUACUGUUUGCUAUAAGGCGGGGUUUCAAACUGUCCCCCCCCCCCGGUUUGUUUUCACCUAACGCGACACAGCUGAUUCAAAUGAUCAAGCUUGAUUUGAAUCAGCUGGUGCAAAACAAAACCUGCUAUAAAGUGUUAUACAUUUUUACAGAUAUUGUAAUUUAUCCUGGUGACAAGAUUUUAAAAAACGGUAAUCAGUUUAGAGCCAAGUAUAUUUUGCAUGUCUCAAUUUAGACUAAUGUAGGUUGUAGAGUAUUAUAUUAUACCAUUGUAUUACCAAUCUUAGAAAGGAAACAUUGGCUAUGUAAAAUGUUUUGGCAGGUUACGAUAAAGAACAAAGGUCGACUCGGGCCUAGAUUCAAACCAUACCACUGAAGAGCGGCAUUGUAAGGUCAUUCGAUUGGGCUGACAUGCAACUUUUAAAAAUUGCACAGGUCUUCAGCAAUAUAGAUUGAAUCUAGUCCUAAGCCUUACAUGGAAACUAAUAUGCAAUGACACAUGCACCAGCUAACACCUCCCAUUCAGUAGCAGAUCUGAAAUGUUAUUGUUCUGUGCCUUUUCAUCUAUGCAGCAGAUAAGAGUUCCUGUUUCUACCUAUUGACAGGGUCUGGAGACAACUAUUCUGCAUCUUGUAAAUAAGAGGCUACCCCUCACAAUUAUGCUAAGCCAUAGCCACAAAAUAAAUAUAGCCACUCAGGUAAAUUAAGGCCAUAGCAGGCUCUUGUAAACCUGAAGAAUGUACUCUGAUGCACAGCAUCCAUUGUGAGGUGUAGGUCUGUGGAAGUAUAGUGCUCAUGUAGAGGGAAACAUGUGUGGUUGUCAUGGCUGUCUGCACUGGACUAGGAGCCACUGGUUGGCUUUCCUGUACAUAGGAAUUUCUGUUUAUGUUACACUUCAUUUUGCAGCUAGAUUUUAUGAAUGCCAAAAAGUUUAUUUAUAUAUGUUCCUAAAAGUAUUUUUCCAUUUAAGGCUUGAUUGUCAUUUGUACAGACGGCAAAUAAAAUAUUUUUCUAUAACA